Messenger RNA from Microtus oregoni (creeping vole), 2414 nucleotides. RefSeq names its product pre-mRNA processing factor 4 (gene Prpf4). The transcript has 14 exons. Gene Ontology annotation, cellular component: U4/U6 x U5 tri-snRNP complex. The record is from RefSeq and is a predicted model, not a curated record. Lineage: Eukaryota; Metazoa; Chordata; Mammalia; Rodentia; Cricetidae. Gene Ontology annotation, biological process: mRNA splicing, via spliceosome. The coding region runs from base 97 to 1662 and encodes 521 amino acids. Gene Ontology annotation, molecular function: U6 snRNA binding; protein binding; U4 snRNA binding.
GGCCAGUGACGCACUUCCACUUCGCUGGGCGCGCGGUGGACGGUCUGAAAAGCAGAGCGCGGAUUUGGCUAGGGCCUCGCGGCUCCGGAGCCAAGCAUGGCCUCCUCUCGAGCCUCCUCCACGGCAACCAAAGCUAAAGCACCUGAUGAUUUAGUUGCUCCUGUUGUGAAGAAACCACACAUCUAUUACGGAAGCUUGGAAGAGAAAGAGAGGGAACGUCUGGCCAAAGGAGAAUCUGGGAUUUUGGGGAAAGAAGGACUCAAAGCAGGCAUUGAAGCCGGGAAUAUUAAUAUAACCUCUGGGGAAGUGUUUGAAAUUGAGGAGCACAUCAGUGAGCGGCAGGCAGAAGUCUUGGCAGAGUUUGAAAGAAGAAAGAGAGCGCGGCAAAUCAAUGUCUCCACAGAUGACUCAGAGGUCAAGGCUUGCCUUCGAGCCUUGGGAGAACCUAUCACACUUUUUGGAGAGGGCCCUGCUGAACGAAGAGAAAGGUUAAGAAAUAUCCUCUCAGUGGUUGGAACUGAUGCCUUAAAAAAGACUAAAAAAGAUGAUGAGAAAUCUAAGAAAUCAAAAGAAGAGUAUCAACAAACCUGGUACCAUGAAGGACCAAAUAGCCUAAAGGUGGCCAGACUGUGGAUUGCUAAUUAUUCACUCCCCAGAGCAAUGAAACGCUUGGAAGAGGCCCGUCUCCAUAAGGAGAUUCCUGAGACAACCAGAACCUCCCAGAUGCAAGAGCUGCACAAAUCUCUCCGGUCUUUGAAUAAUUUCUGCAGUCAGAUUGGAGAUGAUCGGCCAAUCUCCUACUGCCACUUUAGUCCCGAUUCUAAAAUGCUAGCCACAGCUUGUUGGAGUGGGCUCUGCAAGCUCUGGUCUGUGCCUGACUGCAGCCUCCUUCACACUCUUCGAGGCCAUAACACAAAUGUAGGAGCAAUUGUAUUCCACCCUAAAUCUACUGUCUCAUUGGACCAAAAGGAUGUCAACUUGGCCUCUUGUGCUGCUGAUGGUUCUGUGAAGCUCUGGAGUCUGGACAGCGAUGAGCCAGUGGCAGAUAUUGAAGGCCAUACGGUGCGUGUGGCUCGGGUAAUGUGGCAUCCGUCAGGGCGUUUCCUGGGCACGACCUGUUAUGACCGUUCAUGGCGCUUGUGGGAUUUAGAAGCUCAAGAGGAGAUCCUGCAUCAGGAAGGCCACAGCAUGGGUGUGUAUGACAUUGCCUUCCAUCAAGAUGGCUCUUUGGCUGGCACUGGGGGACUGGAUGCAUUUGGUCGAGUUUGGGACCUGCGCACAGGACGGUGCAUUAUGUUCCUAGAAGGCCACCUUAAAGAAAUCUAUGGAAUAAAUUUCUCCCCCAAUGGCUACCACAUUGCAACUGGCAGCGGUGACAACACCUGCAAAGUAUGGGAUCUUCGACAGCGACGUUGUGUCUACACCAUCCCUGCCCAUCAGAAUUUAGUGACUGGUGUCAAGUUUGAACCAAUCCAUGGAGACUUCCUGCUCACUGGUGCCUAUGAUAACACAGCCAAAAUCUGGACCCAUCCAGGUUGGUCCCCGUUGAAGACUUUGGCUGGUCAUGAGGGCAAAGUAAUGGGCCUCGACAUUUCUUCUGAUGGGCAACUCAUAGCCACUUGCUCGUAUGACAGGACCUUCAAACUCUGGAUGGCAGAGUAGGCAAGACAAUGGAAGGACUCGGGCCUUGUCCUCUCACCAAGGAGCCAUUUUCCUCAGAGGAAAGAAUUGUGCUGUGUUCUAUCAUGUUUUCUGCCAAAUACCAUGUGUAGGAUUGAAUUUUCACAUCAGCCCCACUCUGAGUAGGCCAGCCUCGAGGUGAUGGCAAAUCCUUCAUGAUUAGAAAGCAAUCCUCGUCUCAGGUUCUGCCAUGAACUUUGUAGACAUUGUUUCGACUUCAUUGCUUUUGGAUGCCCUCCCACCUCUGUCAGUGUUCAGGACUGUGACUAUUCUUUCAUUUUUAAAUUUUUUUUUAUUUGGCAUUUUGAGACAGGUCUGUCUCUCUAGCCCUGACUGUCCUGAAACUUGGUGUAUAUGUCAGGAGGCUUCACAUUGUAAGUGACCCUCCCGCCUCUGCCUUCCGAGUGGUGGCAUUACUGAGAUGUGCUGCCCGGCUGACAGCUGGGUUUGUACUGCUUGAAACAUGGCUCUCUGUAACAUGGUUUGUGCUCCCUACUGAUGCGACCCAGCAGGAAGAUAGCCGAGCAGGGCCUGCGGGCAAGCUCCUCUCUUGCCCCUAAGAAUGGGGUGUCGAGCAGUGAACUGCAGCAAGGAUGGUUUGCUCUCUUCCCGUGGAGCUUCCCGAGGGUACUGACUGCAGCCGCGACUCUGAACUGUGGCUGAAAACCUCUUCCAUUUAAGGCUAUUGUAUCCAUAUUCAAAGGAGUUUUUAUAAAACAAACAUGAUGUCCGUG